CUGUUGCUAAGUAACCAGCAACGCUCCAAGAAUUCCAAGAUGGCGACAACACAACGCAACGGACAGUAAAUGAAUGUUUUUAUGUUUUAAUACAUUGCAGACCCGCUAAAUAAGCAGUGAUUUAACACAACAGUGACUGAUCAAGCAUAGAGCCUCACAGCCAAGAUGGAGGAUGAAGAAACAGCGUUGGCGCUGAUCAGGUACUACUGCUAUGAAAAGUAUUUAAAUCACGCUGUAAACGCUGCAGCAGCUGCCCAGAGGAAAUUCAGCAAUGAUCCUGUUUAUAGUUUUUACCAUGCUUACGGAAACCUCAUGCAAGAUGACAUACAGGAAGCCUCACGAGAGUUGGAUGCAAUAAGAGACAGUAGAGAUGUGUCUCUCUGCACGUUAAUGGCCCUUGUUUACGCCGAGAAGAAAAAGGCAAACCCAGACCGAGACAUCAUUCAGGAACUUGACGCUAAGAUUAAAGAAGAUCGUAAAAGCGCUUCGCCCAAGAGUCUGUACCAUGCUGGAAUGUUUCUCUGGCUCUUGGGGCGCAAUGACAAAGCAAGGGAGUACACAGAGAGAAUGAUCAAACUCUCCAAGGGCUCUCGAGAGGGGACAAUCCUGAAGGCCUGGAUAGAUGUGACAUCUGGAAAAGAGGCCCAUGCCAGAAAGGCUGGAAAAUACUUUGAUGAGGCACUUAAAGAAAAAGCAGAUGUUUUUGCCCUCAUGGGAAAGGCACAAUAUUAUGAAUAUCGUCAGAACUACUCUGGAGCAUUGGAGAUGGUUAACCAGGUCAUUGUUGGUUUCCCUGGGUUCUUGCCUGCCCUCAACAAAAAGAUGAAGCUGUUGCUCAGCCUCCAGGACUGGGAGCAAACUAUAGACGCAGCACACAGACUUUUACAGAAGGAUAAAAAUAACCUUGAAGCUCUACAGAUGCUGGCUCUACAUUCUUUAUGUCGCGAGGGCAAUAUUGAAGAGGCAGUAAAGCAGCUUUCAAACCUCAUCAGUGGCUUGGAGUUUGUUGAACCACACAACCCUGAGCUUUUUUACAGGAUGUCUCUCGCCUUCACCCGUGUUUGUGGACGGAAUGAGAAAGUGAUUGAGCAGACUUUUCGGAUGGUGGAGAGAGCCUUCUCUGUGGCAUCAGGAGACUCAGAUUUAGCAACAGAGCUGGGCUACCAGUCUGUGCUGCACAGCAGAAUCAAGGAUGCUAUGAAGUGGUAUAAGAAGGCCAUGACUCUGGAUGAAACAAGUGUUUGUGCGAUGACUGGUAUAAUUCGUUGCCAGCUGUUAGAAGGCCAUCUGGACGACGCAGAAGAACGCUUGGAAUGUCUGACAGAGAUUCAACAGUCUAUUGGAAAAUCAGGGGAGCUUCUGUACUUACGUGCUGUUCUGGCAGUAAAAAAGCGCCGGCCCCAAGAAGAAGUGACAAACCUUUUGAAUGAUGCUGUGGACACACACUUCUCCACGCUGCAGGGUUUGCCUUUGGGGGUCGAGUACUUUGAGAAGCUGAAUCCUGAUUUCCUGUUGGAGAUUGUAAAAGAGUAUCUUGCACUAUGUCCUGCUAAGCCUCCAGCACAGGGUCUCCCCCCUGCCCCUCAGCUCCAGCACUGUGCCACUUUGUUGGACACUGUGGUCAAGAUUGUGCCAGGUCUCCCCCAGGGAGUCUUUCUUCUGGCCAAAGUCCGAUAUCAGUCUGGUGAAAUUGACGCUGCUCAGAGCAGCCUACAACACUGUCUGGACCAGUGUCCUGCUCACGCAGACGCUCAUCUACUGAUGGCACAGAUUCAUCUGCUGCAGGGGAACUUCACAUUGUGCUCCCAGUCUCUGGAGCUCUGCCUCAGCCACAGCUUUGAGAUUCGGGAUCAUCCGUUGUACCACCUGAUCAAGGCUCAGGCUCAGAAGAAAAUGGGUGAGCUGAAGGAGGCUAUUCAGACACUGCAGAUGGCCAUGAGUCUUCCAGGAGUCCGCAGAGCUGGAUCAUCAUACAAGUCCAAGACCAAGAAGAUUGAGCUGAGUCCCGCCGACUGUGUCUCUGUUUUCCUGGAGUUAGCCGAGGCACUUUGGCUUAAUGGAGAACAGCAUGAAGCAGCAAAAGUGAUGCAGGAUGCCAUCAAUGAGUUCUCAGGGACUCCUGAGGAGCUACGUGUCACUAUUGCCAACGCAGACCUGGCCCUGCUGCGCGGUGACACGGAGCUGGCACUGAGCAUGCUCAGAAACAUUACCCCUGAGCAGCCCUACUACAUCCAAGCCAAGGAGAAAAUGGGAGACAUAUAUCUGAACCACAGGAAAGAGAAACGUCUGUAUGCAAGCUGUUACAGAGAAAUGGUGGAGAAGCUGCCAAGCCCCCAUACAUACCUGUUACUAGGAGAUGCCUACAUUAACAUUCAAGAACCUGAGAAAGCCAUUGAGGUUUAUGAGCACGCUCUGAAGAAAAACCCCAAAGAUGGAGCUUUAGCCAGCAAGAUCGGGAAAGCCCUCGUCAAGACUCACAACUACGCCAAGGCAAUGAAUUAUUACGAAGCUGCCCUGAAGACUGAGCAGCAGAAUUUCCUGCGUUAUGACCUGGCUGAGCUGCUGAUGAAGAUGAAGCAGUACGAGCGCUGUGAGAGAGUCCUGCAGGAAGCUUUGGCUCAUGAACCAGCAGUAAAUGAACUUCUGGCGCUCUCUGAUGAUUGCCGUUAUUUGGUCCUGUUGGCAAAGGUUCAAAUUAAGGUCGAAAAAAACGAAGACGCUUUACAUUCAUUACAAAACGCCCGGGAUGUGCAGGCCAAGGUGCUGAAGCGGGUUCAGUUGGAGCAGCCCGACGCCAUCCCCGUGCAAAAGCAGCUUGCUGCCGAGAUCUGCGCUGAGAUAGCUAAACACUACACGAGUCAGAGGGGCUAUGAGAGAGCAGUCAAAUUCUACAAAGAAGCUCUUGUGUAUUGUGAGACUGAUCGCAAGGUGAUGCUGGAGUUGGCCCGCUUGUAUCUCACUCUAGACGAGGCUGAUGCAUGCCAGGAGCAAUGCAGCGUCAUUUUGAAAAGCGACCAGUAUAAUGAAGACGCUACUUUGAUGAUGGCUGAUAUUAUGUUUAGAAAGCAGGACUAUGACCAGGCAGUUUUCCACUUUCAACAACUUUUGGAGCGCAAACCAGACAAUUACCCAACAUUGUCACGUCUUAUUGACUUAUUAAGGAGGGCCGGGAAGUUGGAAGAAGUUCCUAGGUUUAUCGAUAUGGCAGAAAAACAUUCUUCCAGGACAAAGUUUGACCCAGGAUUUAACUACUGCAAAGGACUUUAUCUUUGGUUUACUGGCCAGCCCAAUGAAGCUCUGCGACACUUCAACAAAGCACGAAAAGACAAUGAUUGGGGUCAAAAUGCAGUGUAUAACAUGAUUGAAAUCUACCUGAACCCUGACAAUGAAACCAUAGGAGGAGAAGUGUUUGAGACUUUGGAUGGGGAAAUAGGGAACUCCACUGAGAAGCAGGAGUCUGAGCAGCUCGCUGUGAGAACAGCCGAGAAGCUGCUGAAGGAGUUAAAGCCUCAGACAGCGGGCGGACUCGUACAACUCCACAUCCUGGAGAACUACUGCUAUCUGGCUACUAAGCAGAAGGCCAAUGUAGAGAAAGCCCUUGGUGUGUUGACGGAGAUCGCAAACAAUGAGAAAGACCACGUUCCAGCACUCUUGGCCAUGGCGACAGCUUAUAUGAUGCUGAAACAAACUCCCCGAGCCAGGAACCAGCUUAAACGCAUAGCUAAAAUGAACUGGAGCAUUGUCGACGCUGACGAGUUCGAGAAGAGCUGGCUGCUCUUGGCAGACAUCUACAUCCAUUCGGGGAAGUAUGACAUGGCCGGGGACCUCUUAAAAAGAUGCCUCAACCAUAACAAGUCAUGCUGUAAAGCUUAUGAAUAUCAAGGAUACAUAAUGGAAAAAGAGCAGGCUUUCCGUGAUGCAGCAUUCAACUAUGAAAUGGCUUGGAAAUAUGGAAAUCGGACGAACCCAUCUAUUGGAUACAAGCUUGCUUUCAAUUACUUAAAAGCAAAGCGGCAUGUUGAUGCCAUUGAUGUGUGUCAUAAGGUUCUCUCUGCUCACCCAAAUUAUCCAAGAAUGAGAAAGGACAUACUGGACAAAGCUCGGGCUGCUCUGAGACCUUAGAGCUGAAACUUAGUGUGCAGAGAGAGGGACCCCUUUUUUUAUUGUUUUCUCUUUUUUUUACUGUCUUGUUAAAAAAAAGAAUGUGCUGCUUUUUUAAAUAACUUCUGUGGGGAAACCCCUUAAACAUAUUCCUAUGUUAAUUUCUUUAAGUAUAUGAAUAGUUGUGUGCUGGCAAUCCUGAUGGAAAACCUCAGUGCAGAUUCAUUCAAGCACGUGCUGUGCUGAAAGCGUUUUUAAUCUUCCCUUACAAGUCCAUUAUAUGUUGAUGGGAUCCAGUUUAAAAUAUUUUGGAGCAAAGAAAGAAGGAGAUAUUGGAGAAAGAGAGAAAGAUUUUUACCUGAACGUAAGAAAACUUCUGUAAUUUGACACAACAUUAAAUAUGUAUUUGAAUUUACUUAUUACAGUUAAUUUUAUGUGAAUCUAUGUUGUAAUGUUUUUACAAGCUGAUAUUUAAAAAAUAAACAUAUUUGUGUAUAUAA
Notolabrus celidotus (New Zealand spotty) is the source of this 4601-nucleotide messenger RNA. RefSeq names its product tetratricopeptide repeat domain 21B (gene ttc21b). The transcript has 29 exons. Bases 166 to 4122 code for a protein of 1318 amino acids. Gene Ontology annotation, biological process: intraciliary retrograde transport; protein localization to cilium. Gene Ontology annotation, cellular component: intraciliary transport particle A. Lineage: Eukaryota; Metazoa; Chordata; Actinopteri; Labriformes; Labridae. The record is from RefSeq and is a predicted model, not a curated record. Gene Ontology annotation, molecular function: protein binding.